AUGGUGAGAAAAUUAUCCUCCUUUAAGCCCAUUUUUUCCAAGAAAUGUUAAUUUUAGCACUUCCUCAGGAUAAUUUGACUGUUCCAGUACCCUGCGUAGGACUAAGAUAGGUUCUGACGUUUGCAAUGCGAAAUAAUUCGAUCAUGUACAUUGCAUAUAGAUUGCAUUUUUUGUAGACAAUUCGCUUGAUUAUUAGUUGACAAGCUGAAAUGCAAUGCAUUGCUAAGCUUUAGUAUUAUAUUAUACAUUAUGCUCCAACUAAUUGAGAUGCUGAAUGUGACCUGCUGCCGAUUCAGACGGCCCAGCUCAUGCAGUUAAUGUUAUAAAUCCUACAUGUCAGCAACAUGUCAGCUGUAACAAAUCAAAGUGGCGUAACCCCUUUCUCUCCUAAAAUUCAGUGAGAUUCAGUAUCUUAACUGUCGCUUUUAUCUCCAUAAAUUUGCGACAAUGUUCGUGAGAUUUUUUGCCCCAAUAUGAUAUAUAUAUAUUUUUUAAUUUUUGUCGAUUUUCCCCGGUCUGCUUGACAUUGUUCACAUUUAUCUGCAUUUGAGGAGAAGUUAUUCUUUGAUCACAUAUUAGAGUAAGGGAAUUGAGUUUAAAUCUUCAUUGUCUAAUAUUUAUGAUGAACUUGCAUAAAUUUAAGUUGAUUUUCCAGUAGUGACUCUUAAUUUUCUGACUCUCAAACACCCAUAAAUUGGUGACCAAAUCAGUGAAUUGCUUUUUAACUGUUUUAUUGAAUCCUUUAUACAAAAAGCCUCCUAAACCGCCUGCUAAGGGAAAGAAGAGUGCAAAACUCUCAAAAGCAGAGAAGGAGAAGUUGAAGAAAGAAGAAGCAGAGAGGAAAGCCAGAGAAGAGGGUAAGAGAUGUACUUCAGUAAUUAACAGAGAGUCCUUGGCAUUUUAGGGUAAAAUUUCCACUUUAAAAUUUCCAUUUUAGGGUAAAAAAUCCCACCGACACAGCACCACAGUUUCUUUAGAAACUUACCCCUUUAUAAUUAUCACUAAGUGUGCUGAAAAGGAAAUGGCCCAAAUGGGACCCUCAUGCAUUCCGGCCCUGAGCUAUACUGUAAUUCCCAUGGGAAAUCCUUAAAUUUUAAGCCAAAGUUAUUAAUAUAGUGGCCAAUCCUAGAGAACUGUUGUAAUUGCUUAGACCUUCACUACAGUUUGCAGUUUACAAUCAAGACAACAAAAUACCAUUUCUAUUUUAAGAGGAGGCACGGCUUCAAGCUGAACAAGAACAAAGAGAACGAGAAGAAAGAGAAAGACAAGAAAGAGAGGAAAGAGAAAGACUAAGACAACAGGUUAGACUAGAAAAUGGAAAAUUAAUUCUCCACUUAUGUACGAAUUAAGGAAGAGUGCAUUGGACCUCUUCAGGAGUUUAAUGAUUCACUGAGGUGAACAAAUUUCAAUGCAACUCAUCACCAUUGAUGGUGUUUGAAUUAUAAUACAAACUCGAUGAAAUAGGAACAUACUAAAUGAAUGGUAAAACUAAAAGUAAUGUUAAAGUAAGAAUUAUGAACCAAAUAAUUGAGAACCUGAGGAAUUUCUAUGAUUUUGCAGCUCUGAAAUAAUUUUUUUUCUUCACUGAAUGGUCUUGUUACAGGAGAGUGCAAGACACCAGGCAGAGGUGGAUGAACUCAAAGAGAAGAUUGAAAACAAUUCGCAACAGUUGAAAAGCUUACAAGAAAAUGAGCGUGCAAAGGCAAAGGUUGGUGGAAAUAAAAAAAAAUUGUUGCUUGAAAAGCAAAGAGGGAGUGUAAUCAGUGUUAAAAAAUAAUACAAUAGUGAGCUUGUUGCUCAUUCAAAUUAAUCAUUAAAAUUAUUCAGGACCACCCUCAACUCUCCUUGAAAAAAAAAGGUUAUUUUUUGUUCCUUCUAUCCUUUCUCUCUCUUUUGUAAUCAAACUCCAUCUUUCUUUAGCUUCCUUCAGCUUUCCCUUAUUCACUUUCAUACUCUCACCUCUACCCCUUUUCCCAUUAUUCUUUGUACUCCAACCCAUUUUUAUUUCAAUCUUCCCUCCUCCUCACUCACAUUUCAUUCAUCUUGAACUACUCUCCUUCCACCUUCAAGUUAACUAAAUGUUACUUCUUUUUUUUUUCUUCUGUGCUUAAUUUAUGGAUAUUGUAUAAAAACAGCUACCUGCGUGUAGAUAUAAGUUUUUUUUUUGCCUUAACAGUGGGAGAGGUACAUGCUGUGUGAUGGAAACCCUGAUCCUCUGAAUACCCGUGAUCUGAAUACUUUUGUGAACCUGUGGAGAGAUGAUAAAGAAUACAAACCCUUUCCAGUUGUACUCAGUGAGGGUGAAAACACUUUAAAGGUAAAAUAGAUCAGAAUUUCUGCAAUGAUGUAUUAAAACUACAAUUCAGUUGUGUGUAUUACUCAGGAGAAGAAACUGUUGGCCAGUUGUUCUCAAUGAUUUAUCGGCACUGAUCAGUUUGCUGAAAAAAGUUUAUAAGAAAAUUAAAUGGAUACAUAUCAUUAUUUUACAGCUUAUAGAAGAACUUGAGGGUUUUCUAUCAAAUUCAGAAGAUGAGGGUUUUACAGAGGAUGAUGUUCAAAGGCUUAAACAGGUUGAUACUGUUUUUGAUAUCAUUCUACUUUCAGUAUUAUAACAUAGCUAGUAAAUUUGUCUGACCAAAUUCAAUUGCGCAAGCGUGCUUCAUAUUCCUAUUGUGCACACUCAUGAUGUCAGCAAACAAAUCCCUCUAAAAAAAAUUUUCAUCAGGUUGAAAAUGUUAUAAAACAAUUGGUUCAUAUGUCAGCUGUGCAUUCAUCGAGAUAUGAAGCACUUGGGAAGUUUGGAGAGCACUCAAGAACAUCUAGCAACUCCAGCAUCUUUCGUGCUCUCCAAACUUCCCAUGUGCUUCAAAUCUCGAUGAACGCACACUGAUGUAAAAACUAAUUGUUAAUUGUAUUAUCAUUGCAAUUCAUUAAAUAUAAACAAAAGUCACAUAGACUAUACAUGCUUGUUCAUGAUUGUCUGUGAUCAAGGAGUGGCCUAGGGGCUAAAGAUGCACAGAGUGUCAAAGUGUACCUGCCAACAAGGUGGACUGAAUAAUACAAGAGUUUUGUUGAUAACCUGAUUUUAGUCAGACUCCUGAAGGAGAUAGUUCCUGAAGAGUUCCACAAAGUCUUGACACAACUAUAAAUUUCAGCUGUUAAGGUUACUAUUCCAUAGCUCUCACUUAGAAAUUAGUAACACCAGAUUAGCAGAUAAACAGCCAAUAUUUAAUUUUUGAGAAGAAGGUGGACAGUAGGUCCUGCAUGGACACACACUCUUCCUUUCCCUUCUGAUGAGAGAGAGGCACAUGUAAAUAUAAGUGACCUGGACUGUGUGAAAACAAGGCUCGUUGAUAUGUUUCCUUUUUUCUUCACUGUACUCAAGACAUUUAGCUUCCAAUAUUUGAUGAUGGUAUAAAUUGUACUCUUUUACAGUCAGUGAUUAAACUUCAAGAAUUGAUAAGCUAUAAGUUGGAUGAGGCAACCAUGAAUCUUCUGCAGGUGACUAAUUACAGCAGCUGUGUCUUUUAGAAAUGAUCAGCCUUAAAAUUCCUUUUGCUAUUUAAUUAGACCAUCAAAGAGACAGGUAAUGAGAAUUCAGAAAAUCAAGAUUAGCAAACAAAGAAAUGUUUUGUCCUUAAUUAAGAGAAGUGUCUAACAGAUACAAAAAGUUGACAGGUGAAAAGUUUGUCAGUUUUAUAGGAACUGAGAAGGAGUGUUCUGAACCACUCAUCACAAGAGUAAAUGAAACCACAUGUAAACAUUCUAAUAAUUGUUAAAUAUAACAAAUUAAAAUUCUACACAGUUUAUGUCCAUUAACUCAACAGUAACAAUAUGAUCUAUCCUAGAAUGCUUCUGAUGAUGUAGAUCCUGAUACUCAAAAUUUACAGUAUAUGAGUGCAUCAGAAAACAUAACGGUUUGUGUCUGGGGAAACAUAGCCAAGAAUCCAAGGUUUGGUGCAUUUUUUUUUUUUUGUAGUAGACCAAAACUUGUAAGCCUUUAUAGAUUUUUUCCAACAGUCUGAUCAUUUAAUUAACUGAUUCUUUUGUCUAAAUCAAGUGUUAAUUUAUUAUUUUAAUUAAUACUUAUAACUGAUUACAGAAUGAGCGAUUAUGGUAAACUAUCUAUUUUCUACCCAGUAAUCAUGUGCAAAGUUUCUAGUGAUAAAUAGUUAAUACUGAUAAGAUAUAUAUAUUUUUUGCUUUAUUUUGCUCCAGAGUGAAGUCAUUUUCAUUUGAGAAAAUGGGAUUUACAAUGGACAUUCCAAGAGUUAUUUCCAUUGGCAGUAUGGCUGUUCGUGUCAUGUACACUAAGUAUGAUCAUCUAUCACCGUUGUCCAAAUCUUUCCAUCCAAAGCUAAAGGUUAAGCCUCCAGAAGUUGUCGUAGAUGAAGUUGUUCCUGCAGAAGAAGCUGAUGGAGAAGGGGUGAUGUUCUUUUUUUUGUUUUGUUUUGUUUUGGACAGUUCUAAUAAAAUGAUUUUAGCUAUAACUAAGCCUAAAAGCAAGGUUUCAGAUUUAAACCAAAGAUCCAACUAAUUAUCAGUGAAGUUGUAUAUAUUUAGUAUUCUGAUUAUAACUGACCAAUCAUUCCUUGACCCUAUAACCCCUCAGAGAGACUAGCUUCCAAUUUGUCUUUACAAUAUCACCCCAGGAUCCAACAUUAAGGUCACAAGAAUAAGGGAAAUGAUCAACAAAUUAAGAAGCUCCUGAUCAUUGAGCAAAUUCUUCUUAUCAGCACCUUAGGAAAUGUCAAGGGGACAGUAUCGAGAAUAUGCAUACUGAUGUUAGGAUGAACAAGGUUACAUUAUGUUGAAUUUUUUAAAUCACAGUACAGGACAGUGUGUCCUUUGUUCUAAUUGCAUUAUUUGUGAUGCAACAGGCAGGUGAAGGGAAUGAAGGAGCAGAUAAGGAAGGAGUAGAUGACACACUUGAGGCCAUGCCACCUAAAUCUGCAUCACAAGCGAGCCGAUCUAGUAAAGCAAGUAGGAAAAAGGUGAGCAAAAAAUUAAAGAUAACCAUUACAUUUCAAUCAAAUGUGAAGUCUUGAGGUUACACUAUGUUUUUAUUUGUUAAUGACAGCCUAGGUCAGUUCAACAUGAAUUUAAAACUGCUUCAACAAAAAGUUAUUACAUAUUAUUUAAAAUUAGUUAGGUGUUGUGAGAUCUUGCAACUAAUGAGGUUAACUAUUUUUUUAUAUAUAAUUACAUCCCCUCAGAUAUCCAUUAAACAGAUUUAAUCAGCUUAUAUGAAAAAUCAGCCUUUGCUAAAUAUAUUAAAUGAAACUAAAAAUUGUGUAAAAUUAAGGUGUGAAUAGAGGGUCUCUUACUUUCUUUGAUUUCUUAGUAUUUUGAUGGAGUGAAAUAAUCUUUAUUGUUUGUGAUUUUCUGUAUGUGUUCAACAGAGUGGAAGAGCCAGUAGUGGUAAAAGCAGUCGAAGUCGUAAAGCCAGUGCAAAGAGUGUAAGAAGUCAGGUCAGUGAAAAUGAGACUCAGCAGGACAAAGAGGGUGAAACUAAAGAGGGAGAGCAAGAUGGUAUGAUAUACAUUUUGUUUCCACAACUCAUUAUAUACCGUAUUAUUUUAGAAAGCACUUCUGUAUUGUUAAUUUAAUUUUUUUGCAUUUACAAGACUUAGUUCAAUGCUUAGUUGUGAGAGGUUCUAACUGAGUGCAGUGUUUAUCUAAAAAUCUUGAUAUUUUAGACAAGAUCUGCAUUUCCAGAAAGAGGGCUAAGUUAUGGUUGCCACUUAUCACUAUUUUAGCCCACACAUGCAUCCUUCAUUUGGGGGCCAUGCUAUAUGCAAUAGAUGGGACAAUCCCAAGGUCAAAUUGAAAUGAUCUUUGUUAAAUUAUGCAACAAAUUCUUACUUUUUUUGGUAGAUGAGGUAUUUGUUGAAUGAAAAUUUUAUGUAGUACAUGAUUUUCUUGUUAGGUGAAGGAGGGGAAGAAAAUCGUGCAUCUACUGAUCAAACAUUGGAUGAGGCUGCUGGGGCAGGUUUGGAAGGUGGAAUAGAGGAAGAAGAGGAAGAAGAUGAUGAUGUUGUAGACCUAAGAGCAUUCAGUGCCAUUGGCCCUGUCAUGAUUAUUGAACUGUUAGAUCUUCCACCACAGCCAAAACUUGCGAAUGGGUGGAUUAUGCAGCAGAGUAAGGGCUCUUACAAUUAUUUCUUUAUUGCGUAGUUAAUUAAAUUUUAACCAAGAAAAUACACAGUGUAUGUAGGCCAACUCUCUAUCCCUACUUACUUGUAUUUUAGAUAGAAGUGAUACCCAAACACAAAUUAUUGUCUUCAAAAUCAAAGUUACUGAAGUGCAGCUUGAGGUGUAUUGCAUUUCUCUUAGUAGUUUACAAAGUUAGAAAAUCUUUUGCCUUUUGUCAUGUUAGUUGUAUCAUCAGAACUCAAAAGAGUCAAUUAUCAAGUUGAAGGGCAGACUCCAGCAGAUACAAACUCGACAACAAGUACCCCUGCUCCACCAAACUCUGCAUCGGCCACACAGCUGCAAGCAACCAACCCUCCAGUGAUGAUCACCUGCAAGUGAGUUUGACAGUACUUCUGUAUGAACUUCCAGUAAUGUCAUAACCAAAAAGGCUCCUUACUCCCCUUUGGCAGUGUAGAAGAGGGUAACAUUGGCUGGAGUAAAUAGGUGUUUUGUAUUUUUCCUAUGUGUUAGGCUUCCAGGAGAUGUUAUGUAUUUUGAGCAACCUCAGCUGGCACUGUGGGACUCCAUGAAGAACAACUGGAGGCUUGAUGCAUUUGCAGACUCCCAAUAUAAUGAAGGUUUGCAAUGAUGAUACAAACAUUAUAAUAACAUAAACUUGCCCUCUAUAAUUAUUCAUUUUUGACAACAACACUCUAGGGUAAUAAGUCAAUACUGGUUUAAUUAAGUACCAGUAACAACUGGCAGAAGUGGAUUCACAGCAGUCACUUUUGAAUUUAUAAUAAUAAAAGAAUAAAAGAAAUUUAAACAAACCUACAAGUCAUUAACAACCAGGGUAAUAUCAUAUAAAGUCUUAGAGAAAAAAAAUUGAACAAAUGCAAGAAUGAAAGAGAGCUAAGCUACUGGACUGUGGGUCAAUGAGGCUUGCAAAGAAAAACUUAGGAUGUUCAUGUAUCAUCUUUAUCUUUUGACAGAGGAAAGGACAGUCGUAUUCAAGAUGUCUACCUUUGGGCCCAUUGCUACUUUUCAGGUAUGAUUAAAUUUGUGAAUGAUCAUUUUUAGGAGUAGUUUCAGCAUAUAGGCUUAGAUGGUUCUUUUUUGUAAGCUCAUUAGUCAGAGCAAAUUUCCUCAACUAGAUUUCAAAUAAGAAAGAAGAGAAAAAGUUUCUUGAUUUUCAUGAGGAAGAUUUAAAUGAAGACUGAAUAAUUUGUAUACUCUUUAUUGAUAUCCAAAAUUCUCUACCUUAUAAAUUUGUGAUGAUUAUGUUCUAUUUUUGUUAUUUUUACAGGAUCUUUAUCUGAACAUGCCAUUUCAGUCAUGGGAGCUACGUCCUCAUGCCACAAACAGUUGCCUGUUUACACUCAUUGCUGCCAUCAUUGAACUGGAAAUUGAAAUUAAGGUUAGCACAUACUAGUAACAGGUAUUUUUAAAGAAAAGAAAAAUGGUACCAACAUAGUAACUUACAAUAGUCUCUGCCUCAAUCUGUUGUAAAUCUUUUAAUUUUGAUUUAAAACACAAGGUGUUCAUCAGGCCCAGAAUAUUUUUAGGAUUUCAUCCCUGACUGUGAAGCUAGUUUAUUUAUUUCAAUUUGAACUGCUUUCAAUUUUUUUCAGGAUUCUUUGUGUUCACUGACACAGCCAAAUGAUGUCUCAGAGCUUUCUCAUUUGAAGGGAAAGUGGAUGAAGCCACAUAAGUUGAUUGAGGUAUUUUUUAUUAGAACCAUAGUAACAAUGUGAUACAUUACUUUUAGCAUAGCAUGAAGAGAGUAUGGCAGGUACCAUAAACCUUGGGAUUCCUAACUUACAGUACAUCUAGUGUUGUUUAACAAUCCUCUUUAUGGCUUGAAACUUAAUAUUCUGUACUCUUCAGCUCCCAUACUAAUUCCCAUCAAGUUCCCAAUUUCUUGGGGAAUUUCCCUCUAUCCACAUCCCUCUACUUCAGUCACUGUCCAGUGAAUGUUGUGUUAAUUAAUUGUUUGAAAGAGCUCUAGAUUAUUGGACUGACCAAAUCUGUAUACAGGCCAUGCAAAAGGCAGGAGUGAAUGUCUUUCCUGCAGUUGAUGCAGAGAAGUAUGUCAGCUUAAAUUCCAAGGUACCUAUAUGUUGUGGAUAAUUGCUUCUGGUGUCAUUUACAGUGCUGUAGUAAAAGCUCUUUCCUGCAGAAGAGUUUUUACUUAAUGCAACAUCUAGCAUUAUUUUUUUUUACUUGUUCAUGGCAUUUGAUUGAUGAGAUGCAGACGCUCUGUUUUGCAAAAAAAGGGUCAUAUUCUUUAGUAAGAACCUAAUGCAGCACUUCUUAUUUUAAAAAUAGCAGCUGAGAAUUUAUUUUUUGAUGUUUUUAAAAUGCAAUGUGGAUUCAAAAGAGGAUAAAAGCUAUGGUUGCAGUGAGGACACAAAAAUUGUAUCUUUUAAUGUGUAGUUCUGUGUUUAAAAGCAUGAAACAUCCUUCAAUUAUAGGAAGACUGGCUGGAGAACAACAUUUACCAGGAAAUGGCAUUGACAGCAUCAGCAUUUGCUUAUACAUGGAGUAAAUGGAAUGCUGAUUGUGGCAAAGAUAAAAUUAUCAUACAAGCUGUUGAGCAGCUGAAAGAUGAACAGCCUCUAGAGGUAGUUCGAAUCUUUUUUCAGACUUCAACUCAUCUUCACAUUUUCCUGAACAAAUUUUUUUUAAGGUGGCUCCAAAAAAAUUAAUAGUCCUGAAGCCUGUUUCUCAAAAUUCCAGGUAACUUAGUGGGCCCUUAAAGCUGUUCUAUCUUCAUUUUAGAUGUGGGUUUCAGAAUUUUUGGGAAUUAUACAAUAGAAUUUUCAGCUAAAGACACAAAAUUGACUGGUUAGGGUGCCAGAACCUGCUCCUCUAUUCGUUAAAUUUUGAUAUUCAGAUAUGGCUUUGGCUGUUAAGUUACCGGGACUUUCAAGAAACUAGCCUCAGAAUUUCUUAUGUUCUUCUUCAUAGCAGCUGGAAGUUAAUCUUGAAAAAUAGUUUUCCUAAGAUAGCAUCUAGAACUUCAGUAGUACGGUGAGAAUUUCUGAUCUUGAUUUACAACCCAUUGUGAGCUCCUCAAUCAAGAACAACUUUUAGAAUCUCUGGUUUGCCAUUAUCCCCAAAUUAUAUAUAUAAAUGAUGAAACUUUGUUCCUUGCCUUCGGCUGCCAAUGCUUUUUGCAGUAUUUGUUAUGAAUAAUAUCCUUCUUCAGUCUAUGACACAGUUUUAUUUGUUUUUUGUAAAAUAGGAGGAUUGGUCAUUGUUUAACAUAGGAACACAUAGCUCCUGUAAGCUAAGGAUGAAAGAAGAAGACAGUGAGCUUUCUCAUGACAUUGCUGAAAAUACUCAGGUGUGUUUGUCAGUUUUGUUGAUGUCUAUAUAUAUUUUUUUUAAACAAAUUUUUGGUGCAUGUUUGCUGGACAAGUUAUGCACACGUCAACAUUGAUCCAACAAGAUGCACUCUCAUGCACUGGAAUAGCUCUCUCUAACUUCGAUCAUUUUGACCAUUUUUUGUAGCUUCAUUCUGAUCUUUACCAUAUGGUGCUGGAUGGAGCUUCAGAAGAGGCACAACAGAGGGUGAAAGCCUCUCACUUUUUAUUUAUUGACUGUGUAUAUCAGCUGUUAAAUGCAACAAAAAUCAUCACAUACUCUUAAAAAUAUUCAUAAUUAUGCUGGGAUGCAUGGAUUUCAAUUUAUUUGGUAAUACCAUUGUAUGUUCCUUACUAUGUUGCACAGUUCCCUACCAGUAUUUGAGGCAUUUCAGUGUGCGUCUAAAUUAUUUCAUUGCUUGGUGCCUAUGCAUUACAUUUACAAGGAAGUACUUAUUUGUGUUAGUUUUGUACAUAUUUUCAUCCUGAAACCAUAGAAAUGUAGAGAGCCUUUCUUGUUGGUGAUGUUUUGGAUUACAUCUGUGUUGAUGGAAAUAGCAGAUGAUACUUCAUUUUUUCACAAACUAUAUGAUUAAUCAGGACAAAGGAACUAUGUUGUAAUUUUUCAAUAUUUUAUUCUUAAACCUGCUUCCUGGAAAUAUUUGUAUAUAGGUAUAACAUUUUUUAUUUCAACAAGAGUACUUUC
Pocillopora meandrina is the source of this 10209-nucleotide messenger RNA. The record is from the annotation of a GenBank genome assembly. NCBI's taxonomy places the organism in Eukaryota, Metazoa, Cnidaria, Anthozoa, Scleractinia, Pocilloporidae.